AUGGUCUUAACGUGGGUCGAGAUACUGUUCCUGGGGCUCGUUUGCUGCCUCUUCAUCCGCUCAACAUGGAACUCAAUGUACAAGGACCGCAAUCUGCCCCCCGGACCGACCCCCCUGCCCUUUAUCGGAAACCUGCUGCAGAUAGAACGGGGGCAGAUGGUGAAAUCUCUGAUGAAGUUUACGGAGAAAUACGGCUCGGUCUACACCCUGUAUUUUGGGCCAAAUCCCGUGGUUGUGAUCAGCGGGUACGAGGCUGUGCGAGAAGCUCUCAUCACUCAGGGAGACGACUUCGGAGCCCGCGGGAAAAUCCCAACAAUGGACAGUUUCACCCGGGGUGACGGACUAAGUUUUAGCAACGGGGAGCGAUGGAGACAGAUGCGGGGCUUCACUUUCAAAACCCUGAAAAAUCUGGGGUUCGGGAAGAAAAGCUUUGAGUUAAAAAUCCAGGAAGAAGCAAAAUGCAUGGUGGAGGAACUCAAGAAUCUGAGAGGGCAGCCCACAGAGCCAACAAAACUAUUAAUGGACGCUUCUACCAAUAUCCUUUUGUCCAUUGUCUUUGGAGACCGUUCUGAGUAUAAGGGUGAGAGGUUUACGCAGCUCCUGGCAUAUGUAGAAGAGACUUUUCAUCUGUUAAGCAGCCCCUGGGGACAGUUGCAGAGCGUCCUUCCUCAGGUCAUGAAUUACGUUCCUGGCCCUCACCAAAAACUCAAAACGAUUUCUGAAGAGAUGGUGACUUUUAUAAAAGAAAAAGUAAAGGUCCACCAGCAGACGCUGGACCCCAACAACACCAGAGAUUUUAUUGACGCUUUCCUUAUAAAAAUGGAAGAGGAAAAAAAUAAUCCAAAUACAGAGUUUACCAUGAGGAAUCUAGUGAUAACAAUCCAUAACCUGUUUAUUGCGGGAGCUGAGGCCGUCAGCACCACCCUGAAACACGGGCUGCUCCUUCUGCUAAAACAUCCUGAGAUUGAAGAUGCUGUGAUUCACGAAAUCCACAGAUUUGCCGACAUUGCCCCCUUUAGCGUCCCCCACAUGACAGCCAAGGACACUCUGUUCAGGGGAUACGCCAUUCCCAAGGGUACCGAUAUCUAUCCUCUCCUCUGCUCAGUACACCGAGAUCCCGGGUAUUUCUCCACCCCAUAUAAAUUCAAUCCCAACCACUUUUUGGAUGAGAAUGGUAAAUUUAAAAGGAACGAGGCCAUGAUGGCGUUUUCUGCAGGGAAGCGGGUCUGCCCCGGGGAAAAUCUCGCACGGAUGCAUUUGUUUCUGUUCUUCACCACCCUCCUUCAGAAUUUCACACUGAGCUCGAAAAGGAAAUUCACCGAGGCGGACAUCGCACCACGAAUGGCGGGGUUUCUAAACACCCCCAUCCGCUACGAGCUUUCAUUUAUCCAGCGCUAA
Messenger RNA from Spea bombifrons (plains spadefoot toad), 1398 nucleotides. RefSeq names its product cytochrome P450 2G1-like. The record is from RefSeq and is a predicted model, not a curated record. The coding region runs from base 1 to 1398 and encodes 465 amino acids. Gene Ontology annotation, molecular function: iron ion binding; heme binding; oxidoreductase activity, acting on paired donors, with incorporation or reduction of molecular oxygen, reduced flavin or flavoprotein as one donor, and incorporation of one atom of oxygen. Gene Ontology annotation, biological process: xenobiotic metabolic process. The transcript is spliced from 9 exons. Lineage: Eukaryota; Metazoa; Chordata; Amphibia; Anura; Pelobatidae. Gene Ontology annotation, cellular component: cytoplasm; intracellular membrane-bounded organelle.